AUGGAGCACUCCAGCAUCAACAAUAUUGACAUAAAGAACAAGACUGCUGUAUUGGAAUUUAUCCUUGUUGGGCUAUUUACAACAACUGAAAUGCAGAUCCUUCUCUUUUGGGUAUUCAUUUUCAUCUAUGCUAUGGCCCUAAUUGCCAACUUCAUCCUCAUUCUUACUAUAUACUCUUAUAGUAAACUCCACACCCCCAUGUAUUUCCUCAUUGUAAAUUUGUCCUUAGUGAAUGUUUUCUCCAUUUCAGUUACAAUACCUAAAUUGCUACACAAUCUUUUGACUGGAAGAAAGACCAUCUCAUUUUAUGGAUGCAUUGCACAGGUCUAUCUGUUUAUCUGGGCUUUGGGAACAGAACUCCUCCUCCUGUCAUUCAUGGCUUUUGAUCGCUAUGCUGCUAUCUGUCAUCCUUUGCAGUACUCUGUUAUUAUGAAGAAGGAAGUGUGCUUGGGCAUAGCAAGUAUUGUAUGGAUUUUUGGAAUGAUCAAUUCUGGAAUCCAUGCUGGACUUAUGUUAAAACUCUCUUUUUGUAACUCCAAUAUUAUCAAUCACUUCUUCUGUGAUAUACCCCCUCUAUUGCAACUCUCAUGUUCAGAUACACAUCCAAAUGAAACUAUGGCAUUUAUUUCGGAUGUGAUAUUUGGGAUUUGCAGCUGUGGACUAACUUUCACAUCCUAUUUUUUUAUAUUAAAAACAAUUAGUUCAUUGCGUUCCACUGAAGGAAAGAAGAAAGCCUUUUCCACAUGUUCUUCACACUUCAUUAUAGUCAGUAUUUUCUUUUCUUCAGUGAUCUACACAUAUAUCAGGCCCUCCUCAGUCUACGCUCUUGAUCAGGACAAGCUAAUUUCCCUUCUUUAUUCAGUGGUAACUCCAAUUGUUAAUCCAGUCAUAUAUUCAUUGAGAAACAAAGAUUUUAUAGAAGGAUUCAAAGCACUUAUAAGGCGAAUUAGAUUGCUAAAUUGA
Molecule: messenger RNA, 963 nt
Organism: Thamnophis elegans (Western terrestrial garter snake)
Lineage: Eukaryota; Metazoa; Chordata; Lepidosauria; Squamata; Natricidae
Product: olfactory receptor 13G1-like
Exons: 2
Coding region: 1-963 (320 amino acids)
Biological process (GO): G protein-coupled receptor signaling pathway
Cellular component (GO): membrane
Molecular function (GO): olfactory receptor activity; G protein-coupled receptor activity
Source: RefSeq, a predicted model, not a curated record